GCUGCUAAGUGGCUCGCCGGAGGGCUCUCUCCCAGGAAGCGGUGGGACCUGCUCUUGAACCUGGGUCCUGGCCGGACUCCAGAUCCAGUGUACCCUGGGCGGACCUAAACCCUUGCUCGAUCGCAGAGUCCUCAGGCCCAGAGGUGCCGUGACGGGUCACUAGAUGGCCGAUCCCGCUCCCACCCUUUCGCCUCCGCGGUGUAGUCUGACUGGUCUCGCUUUCUGUCCUCCUGCUCAGGUCUGGUCUGGGGUCUGGGCGAGGCUGUAAGGGAAAAAAAGUUUCACCACCUUCCACUAAAGGUCAGAAGUUAGGGGAUGGAAAAGACAUUAAUACAAAAUCAAAGCAUGUCAGAAGCAAAGGAAGGUGCAUUUAACGUAGUGAGAUUCUGUAAGCCUGGUGUCCGCACAACAGGAGUUCUGAAAGUGGAGGCCCCAAACCAGCACCUGGGAACUUGUUAGAAAUGCCCAUCCUUGGGACCCACUUCAGACCUACAGAAUCAGAAACUCUUGCAGGUAAGGUCCUGCAAUCUCUUUUAACAAGUCUGCUAGGUGACUGGUGUCGGCCAUGGAUUCUCAAACUUCACUGUGCCUAAGAUUCACCGAAGGAUCCUGUUGAGAUGCAGGUUCUGCUUCAGCAGCUUGGAGGUGAAGCAACAGAGCCUGUUGCUGUUCUACAGCCUAGUGACGCUAACACCACCAUUCUCUGCCAGUCCACCCACCAGAGAUGAGGAGCAGCCAGCUGGUGCAGAAGGAUGGCGCUGAGCCACUCUGUGAAAGAGCGCACCAUCUCCGAGAACAGCCUGAUCAUCCUGCUCCAGGGCCUCCAGGGUCAGGUCACCACCGUGGACCUCCGGGAUGAGAGUGUGGCCCGCGGACGCAUAGACAACGUCGAUGCCUUCAUGAACAUCCGCCUGGCCAACGUCACCUACACGGACCGUUGGGGGCACCAGGUAGAGCUGGAUGACCUCUUUGUGACAGGCCGCAACGUCCGCUACGUCCACAUCCCGGAUGACGUGAACAUCACUGCCACCAUCGAGCAGCAGCUGCAGCUCAUCCACCGGGUGCGCCACUUUGGUGGCCAGGGCCGGCAGGAAUUUUCUGCCAAAAAACACAAGUGAGGCUGUGUCAGCCUCGCUCGGUCCCACCAGAGUUCUGCUGAGCCAGCUCCCUGUCCUGAGCCUGAGCCGCCGGGAGCAGGGCCCAUCCCAGAGACGGGGGUCACACAGAGUGCCCCCUACCACAGCUACCCUCCACCAAGCUCUACCUCGUAGGCUCACCCUGGGCUGGAAUCAUACUUCUCUCUCUUGUGGCCUUAGGGUAGGUGACAGUCCCCUCUUUGGAUCACUUACAGCUUCAUUCCUGAUUGGCCGGCUUAAGGCAUUUUGCCGAAUCGUUUUUUGUAUCAACCUUCUGCCGGUGAGGAUUAUUAAAUGAAUAAUAACCCA
Echinops telfairi (small Madagascar hedgehog) is the source of this 1445-nucleotide messenger RNA. It is a transcript of the gene LSM10, whose product is annotated as LSM10, U7 small nuclear RNA associated. Lineage: Eukaryota; Metazoa; Chordata; Mammalia; Afrosoricida; Tenrecidae. Gene Ontology annotation, molecular function: U7 snRNA binding; histone pre-mRNA DCP binding. Bases 753 to 1118 code for a protein of 121 amino acids. The record is from RefSeq and is a predicted model, not a curated record. The transcript has 2 exons. Gene Ontology annotation, biological process: mRNA 3'-end processing by stem-loop binding and cleavage. Gene Ontology annotation, cellular component: cytoplasmic U snRNP body; nuclear body.